AUGCACCCACGAGAUCGCUGGGAACAGGAACAGUUGUAUGAAUUGGAAGGUAUUGCGGCUUUGGAACAGCUAACCUUAAUACAAGAGGAGAUGGAUCAAUCACAACAGAUCCAUGCAUUAGAAGCAUAUGAAAUAGAGAACGAAAAAAGGCGAAAGCAGAGAGCUGAAGAAUCAGAUCAAGCACAAAUACGUGCCAUCGAAAACAAUUCAACAUCACAAUCAUUUGAUUCUAUACUAGGCCACGUGGAGCAAACGCAACAGAUUGAUGAAGUGGAACGAUCACAAGAGGCGCAACAACAACAACAGUACGACCAUACACAGCUACAACUACAGCAAUACGAGGAGAGUGCUUGUCAACUCGAAGAUUAG
Didymodactylos carnosus is the source of this 369-nucleotide messenger RNA. Lineage: Eukaryota; Metazoa; Rotifera; Eurotatoria; Philodinida; Philodinidae. The record is from the annotation of a GenBank genome assembly.